GCGGCCGCGCGGGGCCUGUGGGAAGCGGAGUGACGGAGCGAGCGGCUGUUGGAGGAAGGAGGUGGGGGCCGGGAGCGCAAAUGGCGUUGAGAUGGUUCAGGGCCCUGUUCAAACUCCAGCGCUGACCAUUCACUGGCGGAAGCGGCGGCGUAGGAGGCGGUGGCGGCCCAGUGGGGGCACGUAGCGGGCUCCGGCACCAGCUCCGGCGGCGGCGGCGGCCAGGGAGGGCUAGGCCCGGGCCCGGCCGGCGGCGCUCGAGGCGGGGAGGGAAGUUGCGGGGCCGCCGCUCCUCCCCCCCUCCAGCGGGCUUCCUAUUUACCGAAAGCGGAGCCCCUUGCCUCCCUUGGCGCUCCAGCCGGUCCUGCUCUCCGGCGCGGGGCUCCCGCGUCCGCCCGUGGGCCGUUGGGAGCGGGAGAGGCGGAGGCGGCCCGUGGCCAAAGCACCCGCCAGGCGCCGAGGAGAAUAUGAAACAGGUGUCAAAAUGACAUCCAGAUUUGGGAAAACAUACAGUAGGAAAGGAGGAAAUGGCAGUUCAAAAUUUGAUGAAGUCUUUUCCAACAAACGGACAACCCUUAGCACAAAAUGGGGAGAGACCACAUUUAUGGCUAAAUUAGGGCAGAAGCGACCCAAUUUCAAACCAGAUAUCCAAGAAAUUCCGAAAAAACCUAAAGUGGAAGAAGAAAAUACUGGAGAUCCUUUUGGAUUUGAUAGUGAUGAUGAGUCCCUACCAGUUUCUUCAAAGAAUUUAGCCCAGGUUAAGGGUUCCUCUUAUUCAGAAUCUAGUGAAGCUGCUCAGCUGGAAGAAGUCACUUCAGUACUUGAAGCUAAUAGCAAAAGCAGUCAUGUGGUGGGUGAAGACAGUGUUGUAUCUGAUAAAUGCUUACCUUUGGAGGAUACUUUGCUUGGGAAAGAAAAGAGCACAAACCGAAUCUUAGAAGAUGAUGCAAGCAUAAGUAGCUGUGCUAAAUUAAUGACUUCAGAAAAGAUGGAGAAUUUUCGCGAAGAACAUGAAAAGAAUAGUCACCACAUUCACAAAAAUGCUGAAGACAGUACUAAGAAACCCAGUGCAGAAACUACAGCAGCUUCUGGAUAUAAAGCUGAUGAAAUCAAAGAAACAAAUGACACUUGGAACUCCGAGUUUGGGAAAAGGUCUGAAUCUCCAUCAGAAAUAUCUCCAGUCAAGGGAUCUGUCAGAACUGGUUUGUAUGAAUGGGAUAAUGAUUUCGAAGAUAUCAGAUCAGAAGAUUGUAUUUUAAGUUUGGAUAGUGAUUCCCUUUUGGAGAUGAAGGAUGAAGAUUUAAAAAAUCGAUUGGAAAAUCUAAAUGAAGCCAUUGAGGAAGACAUUGUGCAAAGUGUUCUUAGACCAAGCAAUUGUAGGACGUACUGUAGGGCCAAUAAAGCAAAAUCCUCACAAGGAGCAUCAAAUUUUGAUAAGCUAAUGGAUGGCACCAGUCAGGCCUUAGCCAAAGCAAACAGUGAAUCAAGUAAAGAUGGCCUGAAUCAGGCAAAGAAAGGCGGUGUAAGUUGUGGGACCAGUUUUAGAGGGACAGUUGGACGGACUAGAGAUUACACUGUUUUACAUCCAUCUUGCUUGUCAGUUUGUAAUGUUACCAUACAGGAUACUAUGGAACGCAGCAUGGAUGAGUUCACUGCAGCCACUCCUGCAGAUUUGGGAGAAGCUGGUCGUCUCAGAAAAAAGGCAGAUAUUGCAACUUCUAAGACCACUACUAGAUUUCGACCUAGUAAUACUAAAUCCAAAAAGGAUGUUAAACUUGAAUUUUUUGGUUUUGAAGAUCAUGAUGAGACAGGAGGUGAUGAAGGAGGUUCUGGAAGUUCUAAUUACAAAAUUAAAUAUUUUGGCUUUGAUGAUCUCAGUGAAAGUGAAGAUGAUGAAGAUGAUGACUGCCAAGUGGAAAGAAAGACAAACAAAAAAAGAACUAAAACAGCUCCAUCACCCUCCUUGCAGCCUCCCCCAGAAAGCAAUGAUAAUUCCCAGGACAGUCAGUCUAGUACUAAUAAUGCAGGUAAGAAUUUUUUAAAAAUUACAAUAAGUACAUCACCUACAAAAGCUGUAUAUAAUGCCAGACAUUGGAACCAUCCAGAUUCGGAAGAACUGCCUGGACCACCAGUAGUAAAACCUCAGAGUGUCCCAGUGAGGCUGUCUUCAAAGGAACCAAAUCAAAAAGAUGAUGGAGUUUUUAAGGCUCCUGCACCACCAUCCAAAGUGAUAAAAACUGUGACAAUACCUACUCAGCCCUACCAAGAUAUAGUUACUGCUCUGAAAUGCAGAAGAGAAGACAAAGAAUUAUAUACUGUUGUUCAGCAUGUGAAGCACUUCAAUGAUGUGGUGGAAUUUGGUGAAAAUCAAGAGUUCACUGAUGACAUCGAGUACUUGUUAAGUGGCUUAAAGAGCACUCAGCCUCUAAACACACGUUGCCUUAGUGUUAUUAGCUUGGCUACUAAAUGUGCCAUGCCCAGUUUUCGAAUGCACCUGAGAGCACAUGGAAUGGUAGCAAUGGUCUUUAAAACCUUGGAUGAUUGCCAGCACCAUCAGAAUCUAUCCCUCUGUACAGCUGCCCUUAUGUAUAUACUGAGUAGAGAUCGCUUGAACAUGGAUCUUGACAGAGCUAGCCUAGAUCUAAUGAUUCGACUUUUAGAACUGGAACAAGAUGCUUCAUCAGCUAAGCUACUGAAUGAAAAAGACAUGAACAAAAUUAAAGAAAAAAUCCGAAGACUCUGUGAAACUGUGCACAACAAGCAUCUUGAUCUAGAAAAUAUAACGACUGGGCAUUUAGCUAUGGAGACAUUACUGUCCCUCACUUCCAAACGAGCAGGAGACUGGUUUAAAGAAGAACUCCGGCUUUUGGGUGGUCUGGAUCAUAUUGUAGAUAAAGUUAAAGAAUGUGUGGAUCAUUUAAGUAGAGAUGAGGAUGAAGAGAAACUAGUAGCCUCCUUAUGGGGAGCAGAGAGAUGUUUACGAGUUUUAGAAAGUGUAACAGUGCAUAAUCCAGAGAAUCAAAGUUACUUGAUAGCAUAUAAAGAUUCACAACUCAUUGUUUCAUCAGCUAGAGCAUUGCAGCAUUGUGAAGAACUGAUUCAGCAGUAUAAUCGUGCUGAAGACAGCAUAUGCUUAGCUGACAGUAAGCCUCUGCCUCACCAGAAUGUAACCAACCAUGUGGGCAAAGCAGUGGAGGACUGCAUGAGGGCCAUCAUUGGGGUGUUGCUCAAUUUAACUAAUGAUAAUGAGUGGGGCAGCACCAAAACAGGAGAACAGGAUGGCCUCAUAGGCACAGCGAUGAACUGUGUGCUUCAGGUUCCAAAGUACCUACCUCAGGAGCAGAGAUUUGAUAUUCGAGUGCUGGGCUUAGGUCUACUGAUUAAUCUAGUGGAGUAUAGUGCUCGGAAUCGGCACUGUCUUGUCAACAUGGAAACAUCGUGUUCUUUUGAUUCUUCUUUCUGUAGUGGAGAAGGAGAUGAUAGUUUAAGAAUAGCUGGACAAGUUCAUGCCGUUCAGGCUUUAGUGCAGCUAUUCCUUGAACGAGAACGAGCAGCCCAGUUGGCCGAAAGUAAAACAGAUGAGUUGAUCAAAGAUGCUCCCACCACUCAGCAUGAUAAGAGUGGAGAGUGGCAAGAAACAAGUGGAGAAAUACAGUGGGUGUCAACUGAAAAGACUGAUGGUACAGAAGAGAUACAUAAGAAGGAGGAGGAUGAUGAAGAACUUGACCUCAAUAAAGCCCUUCAGCAUGCUGGCAAACACAUGGAGGAUUGCAUCGUGGCCUCCUACACGGCACUACUUCUCGGGUGUCUCUGCCAGGAAAGUCCAAUCAAUGUAACCACUGUGCGGGAAUAUCUGCCAGAAGGAGACUUUUCAAUAAUGACAGAGAUGCUCAAAAAAUUUUUGAGCUUCAUGAAUCUUACUUGUGCUGUUGGAACAACGGGCCAGAAAUCUAUCUCUAGAGUGAUUGAAUAUUUGGAACAUUGCUAGCUGCUUUCCCUUUGCUUCAGGUGCUCGGUAAUGCUGGAGCUAUCCUUAGACAAAGAAAAGUCACGAAAGAAGUCCUUGAAGAUAUACCGAGAACAUUCAUCAGUAUCAUUCAUGUUUGGAUUUUUAAGACCACCUGAUUUCUUCGUCAUGCAUUCUGCAUUUGCUAAAUGACAGUUACUACAUCAAUCUGCAACUAUCAAAAAUGAGGGAAAAGGUUCAGGCUGUUAACAAUUCCAUGCAGUAUUUAAAUACAUUUACUUUGGCAGAGUUUAUACCCUCCCCUUGUUUUCUUGCUUUAUUCUGGGCAAGAUUUAAGGGGAAAAUUUGUGCUGCUGUUAGUGCAACUGCUGUGUAUGUUGAGCCACUGUUGUCAUGCCAGCCAGGUGCAAAGGCAGCUUAGCUACUGAGGUAUCGAAUGUUCUGAGGACAUUCUAGACAACAGCUUAGUUCCUUUUUCAGGCUCAUUUGCUUUUGCUUUUUUGUUGAAUGAUUCCAAUCGUAAAUAAAGCUUUUAAUAAUUUUGUGAAUUUUUUGGUUGUUGUUCCCUGAGCUACUGUCUAUAUUUAAAAUUAGAUGGAAUCCAAAGACACAAGGGAUUAAUAGUAUAUUUUUUUAUUCUUGAUUAGGUUUGGGUUAUUGAACUGUUUUUCACUUUUGUGACCACAACCAUAUUCAAUAUCAUACCAUAAUGUGUCAUAGCUGUAGACACAAGAAAACAAAUCACAGUCGAGGGAAUAUUAUAUAAGAUGAUGUGCCCUGUUAAAGGAGUGAGCAAAAUAAACAAACCCAGGGUAGUUUACACUUAAUGCUAGAGAGGCUCUUGAAACAUUAAGUUAUGAGGGAGGAUUCUCUAGAUAUAUUUUCUAAUGUUCAAUACAAUAAAUAUAAGGAAGCUAAAACACCAAUGUGGAAUUCAUGUUUCCAGAUAACAUGUAUAUUCUUCUAUAGAAUGACAGGAUCAAUUGCAUAAGCGCAAAGCCUUAAAUUGCUGGUUUAGAGAAGACCCUUUUUUCAUUCAGAUUCUUUGUUCAUAGAACAGUUGUUUGAAAAAGCAGUUAUGGAACACACAAAAUAUUUUAUAGACUUAAUUUUAUGACAUUGCAAAUUUUUCUUCUAUUAUUGUUCAGACCACUGGUUAUAUGGUUUUUUCUUUUUUUAUUGAUUGGGCCUGAAUACAGGCUUUUUAGAGAGAUGUUUCAUGAAUACUUUUAAAUACCUUUCAGGUAGUUACAUCAUGUUUCUUCAUUGGAUUUGUAAAACUUAAAGCCAUAAAAAUAUUAGUUUGGUGUGUAUUGGGGAAAAUAGCUUAAAGUCUAAUUUUUACCCAUUUAGACUUUGUUAUUUCCUUGUAUAAAGUGACAAAUCGGGGCUCUUGUAUCAGUGCCAGCUGUAAUGUUUUUUGAUGCAGUGGCUGCCUUCUAUUGUCUUCCUAUUUUUGAUAAUGCAGAUUGUUGGGAAAUCUAUAAGGAAGUAACUGAUUCCAGGCAAAUUGUUUUCUUCUUCCUUCAACCCACCCCAACCCCUACCCCUUCACCUUUUAAGAACAUAGUAUACCAGUGUAACGUGGGAAAGAUUGAGAUUGUAUUUGCCCUGAGUAUAAAAGCUAGCUUAGCAAACUAUUUUAAAAGCAUAUUGGUAUGUGAUACCCAUAAAAUUAAAUUAGUUAGAUGUUUUAAUUAUUUUAAAGUACAUUGAUAUUUAUUAAUCAUUGGCUUUAGGAAAAGGAACAGACUUGGUAAAACUGACUUGGCAAACGGUGAGGAUAUUAUGAAACAUUUGGAUGAGAACAAUCAGGGUGAACUACAUUUUUCUGUUACACUGGUAAUCAUUUGAGAAUUGAUUUACCUCAGUGUUUAACAGUUUUUUUGUUUUAUUUUGUUUCUUAAAUAAUAACUAAUUGUCAAGCACUGAUAGAGAUGCAGAUUUUGGUGGGGGGAGGCGGUGGGGGAGAUACCACCUCACCAACUGUAGUGCAUUUGUGUGUUUUUAACCCUCAGAGAACUCUGCAUUUUAGGGUACUUGAGGCUGACUUGCAAAUUAACUAAAGUUUUAAAGUAACCUUUUUUUUCCAUUGUAAAUAUUUCUGUAAAUACUACCAAUUGGAAAUUAGAACAGUAGAGUACUUUUCUGAAUCCAAUCCUAUUUUUAUUUUAUACAGUAUUUCCCAGCUAUGAUCUUUGGAUCAAAUGCCAACAGCUGGAAAAAAUAGUUUGUACCAGUUUCAUGAAGUAUGUCUUUGGGUUUUUGUAAAUAAUUUUAACUCAAAUAAAAUUGCUACUUUCAAUA
Messenger RNA from Propithecus coquereli (Coquerel's sifaka), 6271 nucleotides. RefSeq names its product wings apart-like homolog (Drosophila) (gene WAPL). Bases 482 to 3985 code for a protein of 1167 amino acids. The transcript is spliced from 18 exons. NCBI's taxonomy places the organism in Eukaryota, Metazoa, Chordata, Mammalia, Primates, Indriidae. Gene Ontology annotation, biological process: regulation of chromosome condensation. The record is from RefSeq and is a predicted model, not a curated record.